Molecule: messenger RNA, 4224 nt
Organism: Zingiber officinale
Lineage: Eukaryota; Viridiplantae; Streptophyta; Magnoliopsida; Zingiberales; Zingiberaceae
Exons: 8
Coding region: 350-3763 (1137 amino acids)
Biological process (GO): peptidyl-serine phosphorylation; peptidyl-threonine phosphorylation
Cellular component (GO): cytoplasm
Molecular function (GO): protein serine/threonine kinase activity; protein tyrosine kinase activity; ATP binding
Source: RefSeq, a predicted model, not a curated record
UUUUAUUGUUCCUUCCGUCGCCGGCUCCGACCGCCAGGGCUGAUGUUGGAUCGGUAAUUACUUUUGAAGCCUCUAAGCGAAUCGAGUCCAAAUCCAAACCGAAUCGAAAUCCAGCCAGUUCGUCGUGGGUUCCGAUGCCGUCCUUCCUCGGUCCUCCCUCCCUCUGCUUCCUCCGCUGUUGAUGUCGCCGGAUCCCGCUGCUGCGCCGCGCCGAGGGAAAGCCUGUCCUCCUCGCUGUGCUGUAGCCGUCUUAGGUCGCGGAGCUCCGCCCCAUCCCUUCCCUUGGGUUGUUUGAUCCGCCUAUUUGAGUUUCGUUUAUAGCUACGUAGCGGCCUCUUCCCUUCGGGAGAUGGUGGAUUCGGUGGAUGUGGUGUUGGAAUUUCUGAGGAAGAAUCGUUUUACGAAUGCAGAGGCUGCUUUGAAGGGGGAGCUGAAUGCACGGCCUGACUUGAAUGGGUUCCUUCAAAAACAUCUUUCCGUUGAAAAAGAGGAAUCAGGAAGAAUUGCUGGAGAAGUUGUUAGUGCGAGGCAGCUUAGCACAAACACACACAGCGUGGAGAGCUCUAAAGAGUGCAUUGUUAAAGAUAUUGAAGUAGGAGGAUCUGAUAAUGGAUUCAAGAACAAGAAAGGUUUUACUUUCUGUCAGGAUAGGGGCUGUGGCUCUGUAGAUCUUUAUCCUUUGAAAUUUAAUUCCCAUAAUAGCAAUUCUGAUUCAGUUUCUAAAGAUACUGGUGUAAUUAUCAACAAUUUUGCUGACCUCUUGAUAUCAGAAGGACCAAAGCAUCACCAUAGUACUUUUGUGCCCGAGAAGAUAGAUCGUGCUGUUGGUACUGAUACCGAUGUAUCAGUAGAGCAGCGAAGUUCUUGUGCCAAGGACAUAGAUAGAUGUGAACUUGAAGUGAAGCCUGAGAUCAGCCAGCCUGGUAGCUGUAAGGACAAAAGUGCUUAUUCUCGAGACCAUUUUGUCAAUGACCUUUGGGUGAAAAAUGAAGACUCAUUGAAGGGAUGUUCUGUGAAGACAGUUUUUCCAUUUUCUGUGGACAUGGCCUCGUCCAGUUGUGGUGGUCUUUCCAGUGAAAAAAAGGAGUUAAAUCAUAAAGAUAAUGGCAAUAAUGUUAUAGAAUCAAGAAAAGAGCAUCUAGGCGAGAUCAAUAAUAGAUCAUACCUCUCAGGUAAGUCUCAAGAAAAUGCUGAAACCAAAGGCUGCAAGAAUUUUGAUUUACUGGUUAAUUGUGAGAAUCACCGGGAUGAACUACCUAGGUUGCCUCCUGUAAGACUUAAGUCUGAAGACAAGUUACUUAAUACCCAAUUGGAGGAAAAGGCUGAUCAACAUAGAUCUGGAAUGAAGUUAUCCAAUGCUGACAGUACUUUUAUGAUAGGAUCCUUCCUUGAUGUACCUGUUGGGCAGGAGGUCAACUCUUCAGGUGGCAGGCGAACAAUUGGAAGUAGUUGGCUUUCUGUAAGUCAAGGAAUUGCAGAGGACACUUCUGAUUUGGUAUCCGGUUUUGCAACUAUUGGUGAUGAAUCUAAUGGCUAUCCAAAUGAGUAUUGGGAUUCUGAUGAGUAUGAAGAUGAUGAUGAUGUUGGCUACAUGAGACAGCCAAUUGAAGAUGAAUCCUGGUUUCUUGCGCAUGAAAUUGACUAUCCAAGUGACAAUGAGAAAGGAACACAACAUGGGAGUGUGCCUGAUCAUCAGGACCAGGCGCCAAGAAACAAUGAAGAUGAUGAUCAGUCUUUUGCCGAGGAAGAUUCCUAUUUGUCAGGCGAUCAGUAUUUCUUAAGUAAGAAUGUCGAACAAGUUGCUAUGACAGAGGAAUCAUUGGGUCAUAAGAUGGCAGGGGUAUUUGGGAGAACAAAUGAGAAUGAUCUAAUAGCUCAAUAUGAUGGGCAGUUAAUGGAUGCUGAAGAACUAAGUUUGAUGCAUUCAGAACCUGUUUGGCAAGGUUUUGUCACACAAAAUAAUGAACUAAUUAUGUUAGGGGAUGGCCAAAACCCAAUUGAAGUUGGGCAAAGCCACAAUGGUAAUUCUGUUAUACAAGAUGAUCAGCAUAGUUCAAUCAGGUCCAUCGGUGUAGGUAUUAAUAGUGAUGCUGCUGAUAUAGGCAGUGAAAUUCGGGAUAGCUUGAUUGGAGGAAGCAGUGACGGGGACAUAGAAUUCUUUCCCGAUCAUGAUCUUACAGGGUUUGGCAAAAGGCGUCCUCAAUGUGGUAUAACCAAUAGAGAUUUGAACAAGUCAAAGAAGGAACAGAUAAGUGACAAUAAACGAGAUGGUUACAUUUUGGCACAUGAAAAGGAUAUAAGCCUGUCUGGAGUGAGUGCUGAUGGUACCUUCUCUUUCCAGCAUCAGAAAACUUCAAGCAUGUUGGAGGUUGAUUCUGAGAAAAGUCUAGGUUCAGGGAAACCUAGUGAUGCAAUUGUUAAUACUUUUGACGAAUGUGCAAAUGGUAUAAUUUCAGAGGAUCUGCUUGCUACUUGGAGGAAAAAAAGCAGUGAUUCUUCUCCUCUUAGGGGCUCCAGAGAUGAGAAAACUUCUGAUGCUGUGAGGUCAAGGAACUCAAGUGCAUCAUCGGAGCCAGACUAUGCUUAUGAUGAAACAGACAGUAUCAGGAAAAGGCACUGUGAAGUAAAUGAGAUAAGGGAAGAAGAUCCUGGAGCCAUACUAGAUGAUGAAGUAGCUGCACUGCAGGAGCAACUAAGACAGAUAAAGGCUCAGGAGGAGGAAUUUGAGACUUUCUAUCUUAAGAUCGUUCAUAGGAAAAACAGAACUGGCUUUGAAGAGGACAAAAAUUUUCACGUGGUUUUGAAUUCUGUUAUUGCUGGACGUUAUCAUGUAACUGAAUACUUGGGCUCUGCUGCAUUUAGCAAAGCUAUUCAGGCACAUGACUUACAUACUGGUAUGGAUGUCUGUGUUAAAAUUAUCAAGAAUAACAAAGAUUUCUUUGAUCAAAGCCUUGAUGAAAUCAAGCUUCUGAAAUUUGUUAACAAGCAUGAUCCUGCCGACAAGUAUCAUAUUCUACGUCUCUAUGAUUAUUUCUAUUAUCGGGAACACUUGUUGAUAGUUUGUGAACUUCUCAAAGCCAACUUAUAUGAAUUUCACAAGUUCAAUAGAGAAUCUGGAGGCGAGGUUUAUUUUACAAUGCCUAGGCUGCAGUCCAUUACUAUUCAAUGCCUGGAGGCACUUCAGUUUUUGCAUGGCCUUGGGCUUAUUCAUUGUGAUUUGAAGCCUGAAAAUAUAUUGGUAAAGAGCUACAGCAGAUGUGAAGUUAAGGUCAUUGAUCUUGGAAGUAGCUGUUUUGAAACAGAUCAUUUAUGUUCAUACGUACAAUCACGAUCUUAUCGUGCACCUGAGGUUAUUCUAGGUCUCCCAUAUGAUAAAAAGAUAGACAUAUGGUCGCUUGGAUGCAUCUUGGCGGAACUUUGCACGGGAAAUGUUCUCUUCCAAAAUGACUCUCCUGCAACGUUGCUAGCACGCGUUAUUGGAAUCAUCCAUCCUAUUGAUCAAGGGAUGCUUGCGAAGGGACAUGAUACAUACAAAUAUUUUACAAAAAACCACAUGUUAUAUGAGAGGAACCAGGAAACGAACAAGCUAGAAUAUUUGAUCCCAAAGAAAACAUCGCUACGUCACCGUCUACCAAUGGGCGAUCAAGGCUUCAUUGAUUUUAUUGCGUACCUCCUUGAAGUGAACCCAAAGAAGCGCCCGAAUGCUUUAGAUGCACUUAACCAUCCAUGGCUUUCUUAUCCUUACGAACCAAUAUCAUCUUGAGCCAUCCAUGGUGUUUGCUGCAUUUAUCAAUCAGUCUUGGGGAAAGUUCUCGUCGUUAUCAUCCGGCACACAUAAAUGAUAUCAUAGCAGACCGGUCACAUGCAAAACAUGAAGUUCACCUCAAGUCACACAGACAAGGUUAGCCUAGGUGACUUCAAGAGAUCAAAAUCACAUUCCAUAUUUUUUCUUGGUGCCUAAUUUUGUGUGAGAUUAGGAUCUGACUGCUCUUCAUGGUGGAGUCUUGUUGUAAUCUUACUAGCUUCUUUUAUUAUUAUUGUGUUGGAAGUCAAAGAGUGUGUACUUGAGAUGCACUCUGUGAUGCCAUUUUCGUCCAGCUCCUGUUGUAUAUUAUGUGAUUAUCAUCCAGGCCUAUCAAAUUUUGGCCGUUUAAAAGUUUUAGCUACAUUCUGCAAACAUUUUGUUCAAUGAUUUGCUGUAGAAUCUGGGCACUUUUUCGACUU